Molecule: messenger RNA, 688 nt
Organism: Quercus robur (English oak)
Lineage: Eukaryota; Viridiplantae; Streptophyta; Magnoliopsida; Fagales; Fagaceae
Exons: 1
Coding region: 176-445 (89 amino acids)
Source: RefSeq, a predicted model, not a curated record
AGCUCUUUCACACCAGAAUAAACUAAUAAUACUACUAGUCACAACAAAUCAUUCCACGUUUCCUUCUCUCUCUCUCUCUCUCUAUAUAUAUAUAUGUAUGGAAGCAAAGGAUUUUAAGAAGCAUUCGCCCUGAACUGGUUUCGUUUUGAGAAGAAAAGAAAAGGAAAAAGCUAUAAUGAAGAAUAGCUCCAUGUCUUCAUUCGAUCCUCCCACAACUCUGCAACACGAAAAAGAGAAAGCCAACGAUUUCAGAGAGAAAGGAGAUCAUGUGAAGCCUCGUACAAUAGAGAUAAAAGAGGCGGUGACAAAGAAGCUAGAGAGCAAGCCAUCCCAAGACAUCAACGAAAGUGCUGAAGCAUUCAUCAAGAAAUUCAGGCAACAACUUUUGAUCCAAAGGCUUGAAUCCAUAGAGAACUACGAGCAAAUGCUAGAAAGAGGGCUGUAACAUAUAUUAUAUAUACUCUUUCUUGAUCUUCAUGUGACUGUAAUAAAGUUUGUGUUUCGUUUCGUUUGUUGUAGCUUGUUUCCACUCUUUGAUAGAUAUGCAUGUUUUAGAGGGAUAAGCAAUUAGGAAUAUUAAAAAAAAUUAAUGUUUUUAGUCACUUAAAAAUGAAGUAUUCUUGUAAUUCAAUGGUAUUGUUUGUUUUUCUUUAUAAUGAGAAUUAGGAUUGGAACCCCUCCUUCAUUA